UUUCAAGAUAAACUACUCCUACUUUAUACUUACAAGUUUUGUCUUCUUCCAUUAAUGGUUGCCUGUUCCCAUGUCAUACAAGCAUUUUCUAAAACACUGUCGCACUAGUGUCUCCCACAACCAAAUCAAAUACACUAAUUUAUUGGGUUGAACUCUAAGAAAGUCGUCGCUUUAGCUGAAAUUUCUGAGUUCCAACUUCCAACCAUGUCUUCUUCCCCUAAACUCCGCCAUGAAAAUGGCCCAACAACCACCUCAAAACCCGAACUUAAACCCAUAACCGGAACCGAAAUUGAGGCAGAGUUCUCACACCACGACCUAACCGUAGCCCGCAUCAACAACGGCAGCUUCGGAUCAUGCCCGUUAUCAAUAAUCUCUGCCCAACAACAAUGGCAACUUCAAUUCCUUAAACAACCCGAUUACUUCUACUUCAACACUUUGAAACCCUCCAUGCUUAAAUCCCGUACCUUAAUCCAAUCCUUAGUCAACGCCGAAGAUGUCGACGAAAUCUCUAUCGUCGAUAACGCCACAACAGCCGCCGCAAUCGUCCUCCAACACGUCACUUGGUCUUUCUUUACUUCCAAUUUUCAACCCGGUGACGCUGCCGUUAUGCUCCAUUACGCUUAUGGUUCAGUUAAAAAAUCCGUUCAGGCGUAUGUUGCACGCGCCGGCGGCAAGGUAAUUGAGGUCCAGUUACCUUUUCCGUUAUUGUCGAAUGAAGAAAUUAUUACUGAAUUUGAUAAAGCUCUUAAAAUGGGGAAAAUUAAUGGAGGGAAAAUUAGGUUAGCUGUAAUUGAUCAUAUUACUUCUAUGCCUAGUGUUGUUAUACCUGUUAAGGAACUUGUUGAGAUGUGUAGAAAUGAAGGCGUGGAUAUUAUUUUUGUUGAUGGUGCUCAUGCUAUUGGAAAUGUUGAAGUUGAUGUAGGUGAUAUUGGAGCUGAUUUUUAUACUAGUAAUUUGCAUAAAUGGUUUUUUUCUCCGCCUUCCGCGGCGUUUUUGUAUUGUAAGAAAUCGGAUAAGGUAUUGGAUUUGCAUCAUCCUGUGGUAUCGAAUGAGUAUGGGAACGGGUUGCCAAUCGAGAGUGCUUGGAUAGGGACGAGGGAUUAUAGUGCACAAUUGGUGAUACCGGAGGUAGUGGAGUUUGUGAACAGGUUUGAAGGCGGGAUUGAGGGAAUUAGGAGAAGGAACCAUGAUAAGGUUGUUGAAAUGGCAGAGAUGUUGGUGAAGGCGUGGGGGACGAAAUUGGGGACGCCAUCAGAAAUGUGUUCGAGUAUGGCCAUGGUUGGAAUGCCUGCAUGUUUAGGGAUUUCUAGUGAUUCGGAUGCUUUGAAGUUGAGGACUCAUUUGAGGGUUUCGUUCAAGGUUGAGGUUCCGAUAUAUUACAGGGCGCCAUUGGAAGGGGAGGUAAAUCCGAUAACAGGUUAUGCUAGGAUCUCCCAUCAAGUUUACAAUACCAUCGAGGAUUAUUAUAGGUUUCGAGAUGCCAUUAUCAAGCUUGUGAACGAUGGUUUCACUUGUGCAGUUCUCUCGAAUUGACUAGGUGAUUCUCUCUUUCAAUGGAAUAAAAUGUCUUUUUCCAACUCUUUACUGAUUGGAAAUUAUUGUUGUAUUGUGAAUAUUAGCUCUUGCAGUGGAAACAACAUUUUGUAGAAAUGCAAGGUAAGACUGUGUACAAUAAACUCUUGUGGUUCGGUCCUUCCCCGGACCCCGCACAUAGCGGAAGCUUAGUGCACCGAGCUGCGCCCUUGAUUAGAACUUGAUGUCAAAUUUAGUUCCCUGUGUUGCACUUACAAUGUGAAUAUUAGCUCUUUGUUGUGACCAUAUGGAAUCAUUCUAUACAAAACUAACCACUGUUGAAACACCAAUAUUGCUUCUGAAUUCUGAUGAAGA
Nicotiana tabacum (common tobacco) is the source of this 1887-nucleotide messenger RNA. Its product is annotated as putative L-cysteine desulfhydrase, chloroplastic. Lineage: Eukaryota; Viridiplantae; Streptophyta; Magnoliopsida; Solanales; Solanaceae. The record is from RefSeq and is a predicted model, not a curated record.